CUUUCCCUCAACUCUCUAUAUAAGGCUACAAUCGAGAUUCCAACACAUAUAUGUUCUUAAGUUUAUUUUUCUUUAAAUUUAUGAAACUUUAGCUCUAUAUAUAAUACCACUUAUCACACCCAGAACUAAGGGCUUUGCGACAAACCCUAAUAAUUCACUCUUCGCUUCAUAUAUAUACAUAUGUGUCUUGAAAACAUGAAUUUUCAAGAACCAUCCAUGAAUGAUUUAGCUGAUGAGCAAGAAGAAAGCAGUUGGACCUGUUACUUCGAGGAGUUUCUAUGGCAAAAUGAUGAAGAAAUGAUCAUGAGUUGUGAUGAUGAAACCCUAAAUUCUCGAGUGCCUCAUGUUGCUUCUUCUUUGGCUAUCAACAAGAUCCGAAAUGAUCAUGAUCAAGAUAAGAAACUGAGAUUCAAGAAGAGGAAAACCAUUGGAGUAAUGGUUGAUGAUUCUUUAGAAGAUACUGCUAGUUCUCCUGUAUGUAGUCCCAAGAAGGUUGCUUAUUUUGAUCAAGUGAAAAUCAAGAACAAAGGCAAGAACACUAAAUUCAUGGACAUCUCUGAUCAGGAGAAGGUUGGGUUUUGUGAAGGAAACAAGAGAAAGGUUAAUCCAAAUAUGGAGUUGAAGAAACGUGGGCUUUGUUUAGUACCUUUAUCUUCAUUGGCCAACUAUUUUUCUUGAAAUUUUUUUUCUUUGAUGAACGGCUCUUUGAAAGUGGAUCAAUUUUUCAAAAGAAAUCCAAAAAUCUAUAUGAUGAGAUUGAUGAAAUUUAUCACUCCUGAAACAGUUCAUCAGUGAUAAUGAACUCGAAACAAGUAGCAAUUAAUCCAAAACCAUGUUGAAAUAUAAUGUGCAUUUUCAUAAUAAGCAUGGGUUAAUUUGCUUUUUAAUUUUGCUUAAUGUGCGUAUAUAUGUAAACCAUCGUCAAGAAAAUAUGUUGCAAAUCAUCAUUGGAC
Messenger RNA from Lactuca saligna, 953 nucleotides. The record is from the annotation of a GenBank genome assembly. Lineage: Eukaryota; Viridiplantae; Streptophyta; Magnoliopsida; Asterales; Asteraceae.